AUUUUAAACGUAUUACACAGAAUUUUAUUUAAUCAAGUCGGAAUUGAAACGAACCUCCUCUCAGUUCACACCGUUCAAUUCACAUUCUGACCAACUCACACAUCAAAUUUCGCACAUUCAGUAACAAGAUCGAAAAGAGUUUUUUGUUUCUGUUUUUCUUUUUCCGGGAUUUUAAAAUGGAUGAUGUCGGGCUUGGGUUCCCUUCGGAAAUUGUCAAAAAUGAACGGAACUGCCAAGAUGAGUCGGGGUGGAUUUCUUACUUUUGAACAGUGACGUCGAGCGGCGGAAAGAAAAACUGGCCGUGGUGAAAACGGACUCAACCGACAACGUACUUUCCUCCUGGGCCGGGAGUGAAAAAAAAUCGUCCUGUCUGUUUGUUAAAAAAAUAAAAAUAAAAUAAAAACUUUCGGAGGGUAAAUUUUUGUUCCCUCGGGAAAUUUCGACGCGAGCCGUGUCCCCGGUGUACAGCCCGCGGGGGAAGGGAUCGUAUAUUUUAUACUUGGGUUUUUUUUAAACGUUUUUUUUUUAAUCCCCCUGAUCCACGGUGUGACAAGACUUUUUUUCCACGGCAUAAUACCACUCGUUGACUCGCCCCCUCGAGCCAAGGACGAGCCGUAUCGAUAUGAAAGUGACCGUCACCACCCUGACGGACGAGAUCUUCGUCCUGGACGUACCCGAAGAUCUGGAGUUGGAGAACUUCAAGGCGUUCUGCGAGAUAGAGUCCGGGUUCCCAGCCCGGGAGAUCGUCGUCGUACACGAGGGGAAGCCGCUUUACGACAACGGGUCCAGUCUCAAAGGUUUCGGCAUCAAAGACGGCGACGUCGUCGUUCUCCACAGGACUUCGACGGAUUUCGACACCGCCCAGCGAUUCCAACCGAGUUUAGUCGGAAACUUUGAUUUCAGCAAUAUACAGGUACCAGGUCAAGAGAAUGUCAGCGCGAGCAGCCACAACCCUUCUUUCUCGAGGCUGGAUGACCCGGCGCGCGUUCGUGACCUCUUCCUUGCCAACCCGGACCAGCUCGCGUUGCUCAAGCAGAACAACCCUCGUCUUGCAAAGGCGCUCGACUCGGGUGAUCUGAACGAGUUUGCUCGCGUCCUCCAUGAGCAGAUAGCUGAGAAGGAGCGCCGUAUGGCCCAGAAAUCACGCAUGCUCCAGGCGGACCCUUUGGACGUAGCCGCCCAGGAGCUGAUCGCCGAGGAGAUCAAGCAAAAGAACAUCGAGGCGAACAUGGAAGCGGCGAUGGAAUACAACCCGGAAACGUUCGGGACGGUCGUGAUGCUCUACAUCAACUGCAAGGUCAACGGGCACCCUGUCAAAGCCUUCAUUGAUUCCGGUGCUCAGACGACUAUAAUGUCAGCGGCUUGUGCAGAGAGGGUGAACAUAAUGAGGCUAGUAGACACAAGGUGGGCUGGGAUUGCCAAAGGCGUCGGCGUCCAGAGGAUUAUAGGCAGGAUCCACAUGGUUCAAGUCGCCAUCGAAUCCGAUUUCCUCACGACGUCAUUCUCCGUACUUGAGGAACAGCCUAUGGACAUGCUCCUCGGGCUAGACAUGCUCAAAAGGCACCAGUGCUGUAUCGACUUGAAGAACAAUGUACUGCGCAUAGGUACGACCGGUACGGAGACACGCUUCCUCUCUGAAAGGGAGUUGCCCGAGUGCGCCAGGCUCACUGCGCCAGACGAUACCAGGAAGAAAGUCGGCACAUCGUCCGGCCCUGAAAGCGACGUGCUCACGAUACUCCCAUCCGACAGGUUUACGGAGGACGAGGUCAAAGAGAUGGUUGGGUUUGGUUUCACACGACAGGAGGUGAUAGCCGAGCUGAGGAGGUUCAACGGUGAAAAGAAGGACGCGACGAUGGCCUUGUUCGAAAAGAGGAAAGCGAGUCCAUUUUAACAUAGGUCAACAGGCAGAAGAAAAAAAAAAGAAAGAAAGAAAAAAAGAAUUUUCAUUUUUUCCGUUCAACGUGUGAGAUAGAAUAAGAAGAAAGAAAAACCAGAGGUCCUGCAAAAUAUAUUUUAUUUUAUUUUUUAAAUAAACACACACAGGCACACCCUCACAUCCAAAAAGUGCAUUUAUUGAUUAAAAAAUAAAAAAAGGCUAUUUCACUGUUUUUAUUUUAUUAAAAUAAUAGCGGGUAUAGUCAUGUCUGUAAUUAUUUUUUAUUAUUUAAUGAUUAAAAAACAAAAAUCCAAUGCAUUUAAAAUUUUUAACUCCCCCCCUCGACUUUUAACACUAGCCCAAA
Molecule: messenger RNA, 2240 nt
Organism: Cimex lectularius (bed bug)
Lineage: Eukaryota; Metazoa; Arthropoda; Insecta; Hemiptera; Cimicidae
Gene: rngo
Product: protein DDI1 homolog 2
Exons: 6
Coding region: 623-1891 (422 amino acids)
Biological process (GO): proteolysis
Molecular function (GO): aspartic-type endopeptidase activity; protein binding
Source: RefSeq, a predicted model, not a curated record